Messenger RNA from Trichoderma asperellum CBS 433.97, 840 nucleotides. RefSeq lists its product as uncharacterized. The record is from RefSeq and is a predicted model, not a curated record. Lineage: Eukaryota; Fungi; Ascomycota; Sordariomycetes; Hypocreales; Hypocreaceae.
AUGGCUGAAACAGAGGCCAAGACAGUUACCAGCCCUCAAGACACUAGUCGAGAAGGGUCAAUCUGUGCUGGACAACAGACUCCACAAACUUCCGAAAAAUCUGAAAUUGAGCAUGGAUUUAUCGACCACUUCAACCAGGACGUUCGCACGUCACUAUUCGUUGAGCUCCAACUCUUAUUAAUAACGGUUUGCACAGGCAUUCAAGAUGCAACAACGUUCCCAGACUAUCACUGUUUUGCCUCGAACCAAACAGGCAAUACCAUUUUUCUAUGUCUGGCCGUGGUUAUACCAAAACUAAACGGCGACAUGUUCUAUACUGCCAACAUUGGCACGGGACUCGGUGUUUUCCUUUUCGCAGGGUGGUUAACAGGCCAACUGGGUCAUGUCGUCGGCCCUCGGAAGCGAUGGUGGCUUAUUCUGUGCAAUCUAGUACAAACUUGUCUCAUCUUUGGUGCCACCGCCGUUCAAUACCGGUAUGGAGUUCAUGACCACGGCCCAACAGCCAUUGCUGUUGUGGCCUUGUUGGCGUUUGCCGCCGGUAGCCAGGUGGUGCAAUCUCGAAGUCUGGCGGCAACUGAAAUCAGCACUGCCAUGGCAACUGCAGCGUGGGUAGAUCUUAUGAUUGACCGAAAGCUCUUUGUUUUGGAUAAUCGUCCUCGAACGAGACGCGUCUCGUUUCUUAUAGCACUUGUCGCUGGGGGUUUCAUCGGUGCCCUCAUUUACCGAACUGCUGGAUCAGCAGUUGCUCUCGCAGUUUCUGGCGGCGGCAAAGGUCUUGCUACAUUGUUAUACGCUUUUUCAGGGGCUGAGAAGAAAAAAAUCAAUACAUCCAUGGUUUAA